AUGAUUAUACGGCAUCGUUCAAUAUCUUUCCUCCUGUUUUUCGUAUUGACCCUCCUCAUCCUUUCUCCUCUCACUCAAGCUACCUCCAUAUCACCCCCAGAACCCAGACAUACAUACGUGCCUAUCACCAGAUCGCUAGAUGACCGAGCGGAUCAUCACCCUAGCUCAAGCUCGAAACCCAAAUACAAGAAACCAGAAUACGUCGCUCAUCCUGCUGGAAAUUUAGUUUGUAGACCUUUUGGUGAAUGUGAACCGUGUCCCAAAGAUGAGCUAGAUCAACCAUUUUGUUUCCCAUUCGGUAAUAGGAGGUUACUGCAUUGUAUUCCAGCAUCAACAUCAAACACUGAAGAUGGAAAUGGAAAUGAGAAAACAGGAAAUGGUCAAGUCGGGGAAGUUCCAGCUUGGGAAGCUUGUGGUAAAGUCAUAAGAAAAGAAAGACGAGAUUUCUGGGAAUUCGUGACUGCAAAUCUCUUAUUCUUGAUCGUGGCCUUGACUAUUUUAUGGGCAAGAACUUCUGCUUUGGCAACUGAACAAUAUAGACAAUUAGCAGCUAGGAUAGGUAUACCAAGUGGUGGAUGGACAUGA
This is a messenger RNA of Kwoniella shivajii, 585 nucleotides long. RefSeq lists its product as uncharacterized. The transcript has 4 exons. Lineage: Eukaryota; Fungi; Basidiomycota; Tremellomycetes; Tremellales; Cryptococcaceae. The record is from RefSeq and is a predicted model, not a curated record. Bases 1 to 585 code for a protein of 194 amino acids.